GCCUGCCUUCCCAAAUCUCUUCCCCUUGGCCUUUCUUCUCUUUUAUGCCAUAGGUUUUCUGACUUGCUUUGCAAGUUUCGAGUGUUUCGUUUUGUUUAUGAGUUGGGUUUAAGAUUUAGGUUUGAAUCUCUGUUGCAGAUUGAAAUCUGGCAGAGUUUUCUGAAUUGGGUUUUUCUGUUUCAGCCCCAAUACUGUUAUAUGUGAUUCUUAAUCAGCUAUAGUUUUCCAUCAUUGUAUUGGAUUUCAUGGUGUUUUUUUGCAGCCCAGCUGAGAUCUUGUUUGGAUUGGUGCUUCAGAAUCUGAUCUUGUGUUUUCUAUAGUUUUAUCAAUACUCUGUACUGGUCAUAUGGUUUUAUUCCUAUUACUGGUUUCUGGGAUCCCACUUGAUAUAGGUCUGAUCUCAGUGUUUGUAUUGUUUUUUAUGUGGGUUUAUAGUUUCAGUCCUUAUCGUAGCCCCUGCUAUUAGGAUCCCCUUUUUGUAAGUAUAUAUUUAGAGAAUAGAUCAAAAUAGCAGGAUUAGGUUAAAAAGUGAUAGAUUAUGCAAAGAUCUUGGCCCUCUUAGGGUGAAUAAGGGAUAGGUUAUACAGAGAUCCUGGACCUCUGAGCUGAUAAGAGAGAUUUGGCUUCUUCAUAAUAGUCCUUGGUAACUGAUAAGGCUUGAUUAGGAAGGUGAUAAUAUUAGCUAAAUGGCUCCUCCAUCAAAUGUAAUUGUGCCCAAUUCAAUGAUGGGCAUGAGUGCAUGCACAAAUUCCACAAUUUCUUCUGGUGGACCUGUGAUGCAGCAGCUAAACUCAGGCUCUGAGGAAGACCCACAUCAAAUCAUGGAUGAGAGGAAGCAGAAAAGAAUGAUUUCCAAUAGAGAAUCUGCAAGGAGGUCCAGAUUGAGGAAACAGCAGCAUUUGGAUGAACUGAGAGCAGAGGCAGCUCAUCUCAGGGCAGAAAACAAUAAGAUCCUCACAAAAUUCAAUUUUAUUUCUCAGGAUUACAUGAAGCUGCAAGAGGAGAAUAUUGUGCUUAAGUCCCAUGCAGAUGAAUUAUCCCACAAGCUGCAGUAUCUGAAUAUGGCAAUCCAAUGGGCUGGGGUACUGAAUGGCCUGGAUUUGAGUUCAUCAAAUGCCCUUUUGGAUCCAAUUCCCAUGGAUAACAACAAGUGGUUCUUCCAGCCUUCCAUUUCUGAGCCCUUGACAGCUACAGAAAUCUACCAGUAGUUCUUAUUCCAAAUGUUUCUACUUUCAAUCAGCCCACAUUUGUCCGUAUGUUUUAUAGAGUCUUCUAGGCAUUGAUGGAUCAGAAAACAUCCAAAUGUUUCUACUUUCAAUUAGCCCACAUUUAUCUGUAUGGUUUAUAGAGUGUUCUAGGCAUUCAUGGAUCAGGAACAGGAGAAGGGAUCCUAUAGAAUGAUUAUGAAUUUGGUUAUGCAAUCUAGACAAAGCAUGUAAAAAUUGCCUACGUGCUUCCUGUGAUGUAAAUAGUUUAGGGUGGAUAAAGCAGAGGUGUUGUACUGCAUUCUUUUGUAUUAAGUCCUUUUAAGGGCUGAGUGGAUACCAAUGGGCUAGUUUUAAAAUAUUACGCA
Molecule: messenger RNA, 1573 nt
Organism: Cryptomeria japonica (Japanese cedar)
Lineage: Eukaryota; Viridiplantae; Streptophyta; Pinopsida; Cupressales; Cupressaceae
Product: bZIP transcription factor 11
Exons: 2
Coding region: 687-1208 (173 amino acids)
Biological process (GO): positive regulation of DNA-templated transcription
Cellular component (GO): nucleus
Molecular function (GO): DNA-binding transcription factor activity; transcription cis-regulatory region binding
Source: RefSeq, a predicted model, not a curated record